Ylistrum balloti is the source of this 1111-nucleotide messenger RNA. RefSeq names its product transcription factor Sox-21-B-like. Bases 72 to 971 code for a protein of 299 amino acids. Gene Ontology annotation, biological process: regulation of DNA-templated transcription; anatomical structure morphogenesis; cell differentiation. The record is from RefSeq and is a predicted model, not a curated record. The transcript is spliced from 2 exons. Lineage: Eukaryota; Metazoa; Mollusca; Bivalvia; Pectinida; Pectinidae. Gene Ontology annotation, molecular function: DNA-binding transcription factor activity, RNA polymerase II-specific; RNA polymerase II cis-regulatory region sequence-specific DNA binding.
CGACAAACGUGACUUGUAUUACUCGACAAACUCUAAUAUCGAGUGUUGUGUGUUUGUGACUACCCGAGAAUAUGGAACAGGACAUGUCGAAAGCACAACUACAACAAAGUCUCACGGGGGUACCCGUAUCUAACCCGGGUAUGGGGCAACCACACCAGGCCCACCAGGGGCACCCACAGAAUCAUCAGGUACACCAGCCCCACCCCCAUCAACCUCACUCACCACCCGAACAAACGAACAUUUCUAAUGGACAAAGUGGGGGCCUUACAGCUCAACAGAAGAAAGACUUGGAUAGGGUUAAACGCCCUAUGAACGCUUUUAUGGUGUGGUCGCGAGGACAGAGAAGAAAAAUGGCUCAAGAAAAUCCAAAAAUGCACAACUCUGAAAUAAGUAAGAGACUCGGAGCUGAAUGGAAACUUUUGACGGAAACUGAAAAACGUCCAUUUAUUGAUGAAGCUAAGAGACUCCGUGCUAUUCACAUGAAGGAACAUCCCGAUUAUAAGUACAGACCACGAAGGAAAACGAAAACUCUGAUGAAAAAGGACAAAUACGCAUUACCCGGUAUGCCGACCGGGGCCCCUCUACAGCCCGGACGUGAGGGCGCGGGUAUGUAUCCGAUGAACGGGUACAUGCCGAACGGUUACAUGAUGCACGAUCCUAACGCAUAUCACAUGGCAAACCAAAUGGGACUUGCCGGACAAUAUGGUUAUCCUAAUAUGGCCACACAACCGAUGCCUUCUAACCAAAUGACUACGGGAUCAUACAUGAACGGAACACAGAGUUACACAAUGUCAAUGGCGUACGGAGCCAUGCCACCAACACAAGUCCCCCAAUCUUCGAUUAAACGGGAACCUCAGACCGGAGGGCCGGGACAGCCCGUCCCCACGGGAGGCCGGAACCCAGGGGAUCUACGAGAAAUGAUCAGAGGCGAUCAGGUACCAGUACACUACGAACACUCUUGGAGGGACUGAGAAAAUGGAAACACGAUCGUGUGUAGGGAAAGUUUAAAAAAAGUUUAAUAAGUUGCUCAUCGUUGCGGAGACAGAAGAACAAAUGUGGUGAUCGCGUGUGAGAAAGUUCGUCUUAUUCACUGGGACAUAUCCUUGAGGAA